Molecule: messenger RNA, 2940 nt
Organism: Durio zibethinus
Lineage: Eukaryota; Viridiplantae; Streptophyta; Magnoliopsida; Malvales; Malvaceae
Source: RefSeq, a predicted model, not a curated record
UUCACGGAGCCAAAAUUAGGCGGAAAAAGACUAUUGGGCUCACGAUUUUCUAUUCGCCUCAACACUACUGCAUCAGAUCCGGUUUUCCUAUUUGCCUGGCUUUUUCUCAAUUUGUAGAUUUAGCACUCCCACGCUCUUCUUCCAUAUUGAACUUCAAUUCAACCACACGACAAGGAACAGCCUCCGACGGCAUGCUUUCACUUCUGAAACACCCCGCCCUCCGCUGCCGUAAAGCCUCUCUAGGGCUCACGUCAGCCUGGUCGAUUUCGCGCCAAAUAUGGGAUGGAACGGAGUACGACCACAUUAGGGCUGAAGUAAACUGCCCCCGAUGCUCCAAUCAAAUGCCCGUGCUUUUCUCUAACCGGCCACUCUCCAUCACGGAUCGCGAGCCAGGCCUCUAUCAGGCUCUCAACCUCUGCCAUAAUUGUAAAACGGCCUUCUAUUUCCGGCCGUUUAAGCUGGUUCCCUUGCAGGGGAGCUUCGUGGAGCUGGGGAGGAUCAGAGGGGACGCCGAGGGGAUUUCGAGGAAAGAGGCGGGGAAAAUUGUGAAACUGAAUCAUGAAAGUAAUGAGGACAAAGAUGACGCGGCGGGGAGAUUGGAGAGGGAAUUGCCCACGCCGAAGGAGAUUUGUCGGCGGCUGGAUGAGUUUGUUAUCGGCCAACGAAAGGCAAAGAAGGUCCUAUCCGUGGCAGUUUACAACCACUACAAAAGGAUAUAUUAUUCCUCCCAGCAGAACGAGUCAUGUAUAUCGGGUGAUAAUGAUGAAAAUGGUGCCAAUGAUUUUGUUGAAUUGGAUAAAAGCAAUGUGCUGUUGAUAGGUCCCACUGGUUCAGGGAAAACAUUACUCGCGAAGACACUAGCAGGCAUUGUGAAGGUACCAUUUGUCAUUGCUGAUGCAACAACUUUAACACAGGCAGGUUAUGUUGGAGAAGAUGUAGAAUCAAUAUUGUAUAAGCUACUUGCGGAAGCCAAGUUUGAUGUUGAAGCAGCUCAGCAUGGGAUUGUAUAUAUUGAUGAAGUUGAUAAGAUAACCAAGAAGGCUGAGAGUUCGAAUAUUGGCAGAGAUGUAUCUGGAGAGGGUGUUCAACAAGCAUUGCUAAAAAUGCUGGAAGGAACAAUAGUGAAUGUUCCUGUUCCUGAUAAAGGAGCUCGAAGGUAUCCUCAUGGUGACAGCUUUCAGGUAGAUACAAAAGAUAUACUUUUCAUAUGUGGUGGGGCAUUUAUUGAUUUGGAGAAAACCAUUUCAGAAAGACGCCAUGAUUCUUCUAUCGGCUUUGGAGCACCUGUCCGUGCAAAUAUGAGGAGUAGUGGCUUGACUACUGCUGCAGUUACAUCAUCAUUGUUGGAAUCUGUUGAAAGUGAUGAUCUUAUUGCAUAUGGAUUGAUUCCUGAAUUCAUUGGGCGCUUUCCUAUUCUAGUAGGCUUGUCAGCUUUAGAUGAGGACCAACUUGUUGAGGUCCUCAUGAAGCCAAAAAAUGCUCUUGGUAAGCAGUACAAAAAAAUGUUCAGCAUGAAUGGUGUCAAAUUACAUUUUACUGAAAAUGCAUUGAGAUUGAUUUCAAAGAAGGCAAUGGCUAAGAACACUGGUGCUCGAGGUUUAAGAGCCAUACUGGAAAUCAUUCUUACUGAAGCCAUGUUUGAGAUUCCAGACACCAAGAUGGAAUCACAUAGUGUGAAUGCAGUUUUGGUUGAUGAAGAAGCUGUUGGGUCAGUGGAUGAAACAGGACGUGGAGCUAAAAUUCUUUAUGCUGAUGGUGAACUCGAUCACUUUCUUUCAAUAAGAACCUGGAAGGAUAUUGUGACAAUCUAUGAUCAUGUUGCAACAUAUGAAUCCGGUAAGUAAUACCUGCCAGGAUUUGAGAUGGUUAAUUUUUCACAGAAGGCUUCUUGUGGAGAGAAACAUGAUAUGAUGAGGUGUUGUAACUUGUAAGAGAACAAUAAUUCUGAACACGGAGUUAAGCAAUUUUCAAUAUCAUAUGUUUCUUGGUGUUUUAGCUUCUUUUAUUGAAGAGUACUAGAAAAGCUAAAAACAAAAUACAAGGUGAGAGACUGAUAGUUAACCAAUCAAGAGACUGCAAAGGGAGUCUGACCCUUGAGUAUGAGAGUCUCAUCUCAUUUAACAAAAUCCCGGGUAGGCAUCACAUGAUGUCUCCUGAACAACAAGAAUCUUGGUUGUAUUAUUACUAAUGGGAUUCAUGCAUGGUACUUAAAGUAUGAUGGUGUUGACACUUCCUCUGGUCCCUUAUCACUUGAACCCAUUCUAUAUGCAAAGGCCUGUGCCUCUUUAGAGGCACCAUAAGACUGUUAAGCAUUAGUAACAAUGUUACAAGAAAAUUUCUUUUCAUCUUUAGUAUGCAGGUUUAGGGUUUGUGCAGUAAGUUUAUCAUUUAUUAUUAUUAUGGUCCAAGUGCUCUAAACGUAGGUGAUUCAUCAUCAUGCCUAUGCUCCAUGAAUCUUAGCUUGUUCCAUCAUUUUAUUCCUUCUAUGCUUAUGUUCAAAACCUAUAGAUCAAUUCUUAAAAGUGGCCAUGAAUAAGAUAUUCUUGAGAACAUGGAUUUGGGAGGAUAGAUUUGGAUUCGGGUUAUAUGGAUUGUGAAGGAUUAAGGUAAACAUUAUUGAACAACUAGUUUUGAUUCAAUAUAGCUAUGUUUUUGAAAUGGUAUAUCAAAUUCCCUAAAUCAUUAAGGUUUUUUAAAUCCACUACUAGAUGGAAAUCUAGCAAAUCCAUGAAUUAGAAAAUAAUAAAAAAUUCUUGUUUUCAUGAGUUAUAACACCCACUUUUAUACUAAUUUGAAAUCCAAACCACUCAUUUCAAAUUCAAGUUCCCCAAUGUAACCUAAAUAAAAGGCCUACACUAAGUUCAAUAUACCUUUGUUUGACAAGUCAACACUAACACCCAACGUUUGUACCUAAGUGGCUAAGUCUGAGCAAAAUAGGUG